Dimorphilus gyrociliatus is the source of this 1731-nucleotide messenger RNA. NCBI's taxonomy places the organism in Eukaryota, Metazoa, Annelida, Polychaeta, Dinophilidae. The record is from the annotation of a GenBank genome assembly.
GCAGGGGUGAUAUUUCUAGGAAAAUAAGAUGGCUACCAGUAAAUAUCAGUCGAAACGAAGAAUAGCUGCUAAAAAUUUUCUAUCAAAUAUAACAUUGUGCGAACGAUUCCCUAAAAUUGAUUUGCUUACGGGUAAACCCCAGGAACUGUGUUUAAAGCUCGACACGAACAAGAAUAACGAUGAUAACGCACUUAAGCAGAGCGAUAAUGCAAGAAAUUUAGUUAACAUUCAGGAUAAAGAAUCAAAAAGCUUAAUCAAAAGUGAGAUAACAAUUGAUACAGAAAAGAAAAUCGAUACCAAAGUGAACGAAGCCGAAAAUUUCCGUAAUCAACCUGCACCUAUAAAUAUUGCAAAGCAUGAGGAAAAAGAUUAUCCGAAAAAAGACAAAAUUCCCAAUAAACGUAUUUUAAAACACAGUGUAUCGCUAAAUGAAGAAAGUCAAUGCCUUCAAGAAGCAAAAGAAAUUUUAGCUCCCUAUAAUUCACGAAAUCGCCAUUUAUCUACAUCAACGUCAACAAGUUCAACAGACUCUUCUAAACCUGUAAAUAGAUUAAGAUCGUUCAGAAAUGGACCAUAUACGUCUUCCAGUAGAGCACCAAAACGAAUAACCAUCGUUACUGCAAAUCGUUGUCCCCUUAUUUUAUUAUCAGUUUUACCCUACACAAAAUCUUUAAGAGACGGUAACCAAAUCGAUAGUUCCCGGAACCGAAAUCACUCCGAUUCACCAACCAGUAAUCCUUUAGGUGUUACGUGUUUGUCGUUGGCGGACGAGGGCCAAGAAAUAUCUUAUAGUAAAUAUCUAGUACCAUCCACCAAUAAGAAGGUUAAAAAGAUAUCUUGUCAGAAAGCGUACGAUGGACUUAGUCUUUCCGCACCACAUGGUUCUCCAGUUGAGAAGUCAAUAGAUUAUUUCGAUGCCGGAACGGAUAUGUAUGAUCCACUGGCGCUCGACGAUCCGGAAUUAAGAUCGGGGAAGCAUAGAACCGUUAUGACAUUUACGUCUUUUGUGAUGUCAACUAUCGAUUAUGUUAAACCUGGCGAUUUGAAGAAAGAGUUGAAUGAAAAAUUUCGUGAAAAAUUCCCUCAGAUUCAAUUAACUUUAUCAAAAUUACGUAGCCUAAAAAAAGAUAUAAAAAGAAUUGCCAUUAACGAGUGUCAGCUUGAUUUAUGGGUUGUAGCUCACGCUUACGUCUACUUUGAGAAAAUUAUAUGGAAAGGCUUAAUUAAUAAACCUAAUCGUAAAUUGGUCGCUGGAGCUUGUUUAAUGCUAUCGGCAAAGAUGAAUGACGUUAAAAAGGACACUCUUCUAUGUCUUGUUCAUGAAAUUGAAGAAGUAUUCAAGCUCUCCCGUAAAGAUUUAUUUACAUUCGAAUUGGCAGUGAUCAUUUCGUUGGAGUUUUCAUUAUUUAUACCAGAUUUGGAAAUAUAUUCCCAUUAUCAACGCCUAGUCUACGCUUCUUAGCGUUUCAAAUUACUGUGCUCACACUAAUUCCUGCUGAUUAUUAAUAAUUUUUUUUCUAUAUUAUAAGACUAUUAUAUAUAAUUAUUAUAAAAAUUAUUUUUUUUUUCUUUUGACAAAGUAUUUUGACUGCAUUUUUUUUGAUUGUUAACUUUUUUUUUUUAAAAAAACAAAAAAUCGAAAAAAAGAAAAAAGACAGAAAUAGAAGAUUUUAGUGGAUAUUUUCACGAAGAUUUUUUGUUUAAAGUAUUUAAAAAAUAUAUAUAUAUAUA